Molecule: messenger RNA, 820 nt
Organism: Gossypium raimondii (Peruvian cotton)
Lineage: Eukaryota; Viridiplantae; Streptophyta; Magnoliopsida; Malvales; Malvaceae
Product: peptide methionine sulfoxide reductase B5
Exons: 3
Coding region: 1-633 (210 amino acids)
Biological process (GO): protein repair; response to oxidative stress
Molecular function (GO): peptide-methionine (R)-S-oxide reductase activity
Source: RefSeq, a predicted model, not a curated record
AUGGGCCUUCACAUCCUCAAAACGACGCCUUUUUCGUCUUCCUACUCCAAAGCUUUACUCCUCGCCACCGCUGCAAAACCCGCCGCUUUAGCUGCUGCUGUUCUUCCUUGUAAUCCCCGCUUGAGAUUUCCAUUUUCUUCGCCAAAGGCCAUUACUUCAUCUGGGUAUGGGAGUUUCCUUCAUCUGAGGAAGCGUGGGUUUCGUGGGAGUGUCGUCUUAACCAUGGCUGCUUCUGGUUCGGUCCAGAAGUCUGAGGAAGAGUGGAGUGCUAUUCUUUCCCCAGAGCAGUUUCGAAUUUUGAGACAAAAGGGCACCGAGUAUCCAGGCACCGGAGAAUAUGAUAAGUUCUUCGAAGAAGGUAUCUAUAAAUGUGCAGGAUGUGGGACUUCUCUUUACAAGUCCACUACAAAAUUUAAUUCAGGUUGUGGGUGGCCAGCUUUCUAUGAGGGUCUCCCUGGAGCCAUAAAUCGCCAUCCGGACCCGGAUGGGAUGAGGACUGAAAUCACUUGUGCAGCUUGUGGUGGCCAUUUGGGCCAUGUAUUUAAAGGUGAAGGGUUUCCAACACCCACCGAUGAGCGCCAUUGUGUCAAUAGCAUAUCACUCAAGUUCAUUCCUGCAAAUUCUUCAGACUGAAUCGUAUUAUAACAGUUAUCCUAGUUGUGUAUAGGACAUGGGCAUAAUGUGAUGUUUUUGCCAAUAAGAACUCGAGUUUUUCUACUUAUGGUCGUCGUUGUAUUUGAACUUGAACGUUUUAAUGCAAUAUAUAUGCAAAAUAUGGUAACCAACCAUGGGAAUUUCCGUGGCAGCCUGAAAAGAUGAA